AUGGCCAUCUCCAUUACCUCGACCGAGCCUUUGGCUCUUCAUACCUUUCCAACAGAGAUCUUUGACCUUGUCAUUGAGCACCUAGUAGUGACUAUCGGCAUACGUAAGGCCGCCCUACUCCGGACAGUGAAUCGAGCAUUCAACACAUCCAUUCUGGACGCAAUCUGCCUCAGUCAGGUCAUUGACAUACACCAUCCUGGAACACCACGUAUCGCCUCGUGGAUGCCCCCAACUUUGAGAGGAAAGAUUAUCGCGGCCAAAUCACGUUCCACCGAGGCUGGAGGCCCGAAGUACCUGUCCGUCGUUAAAGCCGUCCAACAAACACUGGAAAAGGUGGCCGUUUCACUGGACCAGCAGCUGGAUGAGAGUUGGCUCGUGCUCAUAUCGGGAGAGAUCAACAUUCGUUCCAAGGGUGCCAUCGAUGCCGGAGUGCAGGCGCAGAACCUUUUGAGUGCCGCUGCUAUAAUCGGUCAUUUGGCCUUCACAAAGCUCUUGUUAGACGGCGCAUUGGGAUUGCCCGUUCUGCCAAAGGUCGAUGGACACACUCCAUACUUCGAAAAUGCACUUUGCUUGGCCGCAGCGUAUGGACACCUAGCAGUCGUUCAAUAUCUUCUUCACACCGGUGCUCGACCCAUAGUCCCCUCAUAUUAUGAGAACGAAGAAAGCCUGCUUGAUACCCAAGCAAGGUGGAUCACCGAAGAUCCAAAUACCCAACUCUUCUCACUGCGCUAUGAGGAACAUCACAGUCCAUUGCGUGCUGCUGUGCAGAGCGGCCACGCAGAUAUUGUACAUCUUCUGCUACGUCCGGAACAUAGACCACACCUCUCGAGCGUUGAGUAUCUGCGCGCGGUUCUCGCAGGGGCGAGAUUUGGCCGCAUCGACCUCAUUCGGACUCUUCUGCACACGAUUGGCAAAGAACUUUCAGACUUCCCUGGAUUGGGCGAAGAAAUGCUUCGGACUGCAGCCCACCACGACCAGAGAGCCGUUGUGCGGAUAUUAGCUCACCAAGGCAUUGACGUUAAUUGCAUUCCCUUCCCCGAGGGCCGAACUAAUCAGUAUGGUGCCUUAUGGAUAGCUUCAGCAAUGGGCCACGUCGACAUGGUACAUCUUCUCUUGGAGGCCGGAGCCAAUGUUCAUCUGAUUACAAUGGACUAUGGAUCUGCAAUUAAAGGAGCUGCUUGUCGCGGCCAACAAGAGGUUGUUGACAUACUGAUCGAGCACGGCGCCGAUCCCGCCACGGCAUUCUUGAGCGCUGCCCAAAGCUGUCAGCCUUUACUGAUCAGACACCUACUCGAUCGUUUUCCAGCCCUGGCGGAGGGUGAAUGCGGCCAAGUUGCCCUGUCCGACUCCAUUGUUGGAUGCAAUCUAACUGCCAUAUCAAUCCUGGUGGAAUCAGGCGUUUCCCUGAACCUACACAGCAGUGCGGGUUACGGGUUAUACGGCCCUCGCUGGGUGACUGAUCAUUUGUACACUCUUGGUGCACGGACAAUUGAUUCAGCUGAGUGGACCAGGAACGACUAUCAUCUCGAAAUUAGAGAUGUUAGACUGUCGAAGCAUACCUGGGAAUGGGUUAGCAAGCACUAG
Molecule: messenger RNA, 1584 nt
Organism: Lecanosticta acicola
Lineage: Eukaryota; Fungi; Ascomycota; Dothideomycetes; Mycosphaerellales; Mycosphaerellaceae
Source: the annotation of a GenBank genome assembly